Molecule: messenger RNA, 621 nt
Organism: Tremella mesenterica DSM 1558
Lineage: Eukaryota; Fungi; Basidiomycota; Tremellomycetes; Tremellales; Tremellaceae
Exons: 5
Coding region: 1-621 (206 amino acids)
Source: RefSeq, a predicted model, not a curated record
AUGGUGUUUUUGCAACAUGACCCCUGCCAGGGUGCUCAAGCCACCAUCAAUUGGCUCAGGGAGCUGCUCCUGAAUGCUGUGCUCUCCUCUUCUCAUCCUUUUUCCUUCUGUACUUUUCACUUUCAUCUUUUAACACUUCACUCUUCACCCACCACUGUUCAAUUCAUCCCUCCAGGCAUGUCAGCUCAGCUCAACUCCAACCCAAUCAUCAAUGUUCUGGUAGAAUCACUCAUCCUCCCAGAGUUUGACACUGCUGAUAAUCUUGUCAAGGAAGCAGGUAACUUUCUGUCUCUGGUUCAGAACCUAGCAGACCAUGAUCAGAUCCUCUUUUGGGGUAUGAUUAGUACCAGAUACCACCAGUUGGAUCAAUUUCAUUGUAGCCUUCAGGCUGGCUGGUGGGCUGUAGCCCAUUACAUCUCUCCAGAUAAUGAUGUUCUCAAAGAAUCCACAGGUUCCAGACCUCUUCAUUGCAGUCUCCUGUUCAGAGUGGAGCCACUAGUUGAUAUGGUGCUACAAUUUGAUGCAAACCAGCAAACCUACUAUGUGGACUUUGACAGGCACAGGUUGAUGUUGGCUAUUGAUGGAGUCCUUGGAGCUAUCAAUGCACUCAAACUUCAUUGA